UGGUAACAUAGGGGGGGGGGGGGGGGUCUUUGGGUUUCUCCAUUCUUGCUCUGCAAGCCAACCCUCCACUAUUAAAACUUCUCCAAAAUCCUCCCACAUUUUCUUUCGCACCCACAAAAACCCACCUCUUAGGGUUUAUCAGGAACCCAAGGGUGAAAAGAAGAAGAAGAAGAAGCAGAAAUGGCUAAAUCAUAUGCACUAGGGCUCAUCUCAGCCCUAGCAGCCUCUGCCUCGGCAUCCGCUUCCUCAUCAUCGCAAACCCACGUGGCUUAUGCUGAUGGGCCUUUCAAACUCUCUCCAUUUUCUUCUUCUUCUCCUUCUCCUUCUUCUGGGCAAUCUCAGCCAUCCAAUCCACCGGAAUCGGCGCCUAGUGCUGAGUCGUCUUCUUCGUCGUCGUCUCCGCCGAAGGUUCGGAAUGAUAAUCCAAGGACCACGUCGGCCGGGUUCGAUCCAGAGGCGCUGGAGCGGGGGGCCAAGGCGUUGAGGGAGAUCACCAGUUCCUCUCAUGCCAAGAAGGUGUUUGAAGUUAUGAAAAAGCAAGAAGAGACGAGGCAGACAGAGUUGGAAGCUAAGGCUGCAGAGUUCAAGGCAAUGCAAGCUCAAUCUGAAACUGAGAGACAAAGGGUAAUAUAUGAUGAGCAGAAGAAACUAGCUCAGCAUCAAGCACAAACAAAAUCUCAAAUGGCUCGCUAUGAGGAUGAAUUGGCAAGGAAGAGGAUGCAGGCAGAAAAUGAGCACCAGAGAGCGAGAAAUCAAGAGCUUGUAAAACUGCAAGAAGAAUCGUCAAUUCGGCAGGAGCAAGCUCGACGAGCAACAGAAGAACAGAUUCAAGCACAACGUCGUCAAACAGAGAGGGAGAAGGCAGAGAUAGAACGUGAAACAAUCAAAGUAAGGGCUAUGGCAGAAGCAGAAGGGCGAGCCCAUGAAGCAAAGUUAGCUGAAGAUGUUAACAGGCGAAUUCUGGUGGAUCGUGCAAAUGCAGAGAGAGAAAAAUGGAUAGCUGCCAUAAAUACUACUUUUGACCAUAUUGGAGGGGGUUUGAGAGCCAUUCUAACAGAUCAAAAUAAGUUGGUUGUAUUUGUUGGUGGAGUGACAGCUCUGGCAGCAGGGGUUUACACAACAAGAGAAGGAGCCAGGGUGAUAUGGAGCUAUGUCGAUAGAAUAUUGGGACAACCAUCAUUGAUUAGAGAGUCCUCCAGGGGGAAAUACCCUUGGUCGGGCUUGUUUUCUCGUACCAUAAGCACACUUUCUCGUGGUGCUGAUAAGGGAUCUGCUUUAAAAAAUGGGAAUGGGUUUGGUGAUGUAAUUUUACAUCCUUCUCUUCAAAAAAGGAUUGAACAGCUGGCUGGUGCAACUGCCAAUACAAAAUCCCAUCAGGCACCAUUCCGCAACAUGCUCUUCUAUGGUCCUCCAGGAACAGGAAAAACAAUGGCUGCUAGAGAGCUGGCUCGUAAAUCUGGAUUAGAUUAUGCAUUGAUGACUGGAGGAGAUGUCGCUCCACUGGGACCUCAAGCUGUCACCAAGAUACACCAGUUGUUUGAUUGGGGCAAGAAGUCCCGGAAAGGUUUAUUGCUUUUCAUUGAUGAAGCUGAUGCAUUUUUGUGCGAGCGGAACAAAACCUACAUGAGUGAAGCUCAAAGAAGUGCCCUCAAUGCCCUCCUUUUCCGCACCGGUGACCAGUCGAAGGACAUUGUACUUGCUCUCGCUACAAAUCGUCCGGGUGAUCUUGAUUCAGCUGUGGCAGACCGAAUUGAUGAAGCUCUGGAAUUUCCAUUGCCUGGGGAGCAGGAACGCUUCAAGCUUCUAAAACUGUAUCUGGACAGGUAUAUAGCUCAGUCUGAACCAAAGAAAUCUAGCUGGCUCCAAAAGUUGUUCAGGAGGGAACAGCAGAAGAUUGAGAUUAAGGGUUUGACUGAUGACAUAUUAAGAGAAGCGGCUGCUAGAACCGAGGGAUUUUCUGGACGAGAAAUAGCAAAAUUGAUGGCAAGUGUCCAAGCAGCUGUUUACGGGAGUGAGAAUUGUGUGCUCGAUCCAAGCCUGUUCCGAGAGGUGGUAGAUUAUAAAGUCGCAGAGCAUCAACAGAGAAAGAAACUCGCAGCCGAUAAAGGUAGUGUAUGAUGUGUUCUAUCACAAGCAGGCAGUUUGUGUAUCGGAUGGCUAUACAGCUGCGGGUUUAUCUGCUUAGUUGUUAGGAAUGGCCCAUGCUUUUUGUUUUGGGCAUCAUGAUCUAAUCAUUAUUUGGCCCCUGUUGAUUUGGGGAUUUUGGUAUUUCUCAUCUUAGGUUUUAUUCGAUAUUAAUGCUCUUGAUAACUGUGAGUUAUGUAUUCAUAGGCAUCUCUGUUGAAAUAGUCUAUUGCUAUACGUAUAGUUGGGUAUUUUCUUUGUCCCAUCUGGCCCUCGUGGUUUUCGUUAAUAAAAAGUUGAUGGUAAUGAUAAUUGAAUUAUU
Messenger RNA from Alnus glutinosa, 2446 nucleotides. RefSeq lists its product as uncharacterized. The transcript is spliced from 8 exons. The coding region runs from base 181 to 2118 and encodes 645 amino acids. The record is from RefSeq and is a predicted model, not a curated record. Lineage: Eukaryota; Viridiplantae; Streptophyta; Magnoliopsida; Fagales; Betulaceae. Gene Ontology annotation, molecular function: ATP binding; ATP hydrolysis activity; zinc ion binding. Gene Ontology annotation, cellular component: mitochondrion. Gene Ontology annotation, biological process: mitochondrion organization.